Molecule: messenger RNA, 1115 nt
Organism: Pleuronectes platessa (European plaice)
Lineage: Eukaryota; Metazoa; Chordata; Actinopteri; Pleuronectiformes; Pleuronectidae
Product: hepatic lectin
Exons: 8
Coding region: 155-943 (262 amino acids)
Source: RefSeq, a predicted model, not a curated record
UAAAAUAUGUUAAUGAUCUGGUCUUGAGGAACUAGACGUCUUCUUGGAGCCUUCAGCACAUUUGAGUCUGACAGGAAAGAUUAGAACAGCUGGUUUCUGACAAAACUAAAUUUAAUUCCAAAUUUAUCCUCACUGAUUGUCCCACAGUAGGAAAAUGGAUGAAACUGAAGUUCUUUAUAAUAUUAAGUCCACAAGAGCGGGGGGAAACACAGAAGUGGCCACACCCUGUACGGAUGAACCCACUUAUUCCAACGUCAAUUACUCAGAAACUCAGCGACCUGCAUCAAGCAGGCGAUCGGGGGUCACAUCGGAGCGAGUGGCCCUGCUGGUCCUCAGUGCUCUCCUGGCAGCUGCCGUCAUAGCUCUUGGUGUAACCCUUUAUGAAAAUACUCAAACCAAGAAGCUUCUAGAGGAAUGUGAGGCAAAACAUCUCUCAGAAGACCUCAGUGGGACAGAACCAUCCAAAGUGGAGCAGCCAAGUCAACCUCCUUCAGUAAGAGAUGAAAUAUGUCCGAGGUGCGAGGACAGCUGGGAGCCACAUGGAGGAAAGUGCUACUUCUUCUCCUCGGUUAGGUUAUCCUGGACUCAGAGUAGAACACAAUGCAAAUCAAUGAGGGGAGACCUGGUUGUGAUAAACAACAGAGAGGAGCAGAAAUUCCUGCAAUCUAGACUGAUGAAAAAAAUGGACUAUCCUGAGGAAAAGUUCUGGAUCGGACUGACAGACUCAAAGAACGAGGAUGUAUGGCUUUGGGUGGACGACACACAACUGGAUCCAAGAUUGACGUUUUGGCGUCACUACGAGCCAAACAACAGGAAAGGGGAUAAUCCCGAUGGAGAGAACUGUGUGAUAAUGGGGGAGGAAUACCUGAUGUCCUGGAUCGAUAAAUCCUGCAAAUCGUCUCUUAAAAGUAUUUGUGAGAAACCAGAAGAAGCAUGUGGUUGAAAUCCAGUUGGAUCAGAUUGAACUCGAGUCCUCAGUGACUUUCACAAACUGAGGCAUGAUGUUUUAUUAAUGAAGAUCUUCUCCAGACAUUAACAGCUUUGAAUAAUAUCUAGUCUCAUAUGUUCAUGUUUAGUUUCCAUGUUAUUGUAUGCAUAUAAAAAAUUUGAUUUAA